UCUAGCUACACGUGCGGUUCGGUUUUAUGAUUUGAGUUGAAAAUACUGGCAUAAAUUAUAUAUUUUAAGCAUAAAAACCGUUGUGUUUGAGUGUACAAGCUGGAAAUACUGCUGCAGCUGGCUUUAUACAAAAUAAAGCCAUGAAUUUCGACGAUGAGGACAAGCUGGAGCUGCAGCAUUUGGCUGGCGGCAACAUUGUACAACAUGCGCCCGUUUUUUCCACAAUGGGCAGAUUUGUAUUUAUACGCUGUGGACUCAAGGUGCAGGUGUUUGUGACUAGCACAGGUGAGCUGACACGAGAGCUAACAGAUGCAACGUCGACGCUGAUAAGUCUGGAGAUGGAUUUAAAAAAGCAGCCAGAUUUGCUGUAUGGCUGCACCAACACGGGACAGCUGCUGCACUGGCAUUGGCGCACAGGCGUGCUGCAAAAUGAUUUACAAUUGAACUUGGGCCAGGAUGGCUUGGAAAUUUUAACUUUCAACUUGUUGGACUUGUAUCAAGAAGGCGAGUCUGCAACUGCUUUUGUAACAGCCAAACGCAAGAGUGGCGAGAACUGUUUGUUUUUGGUCACAACUAUCACAAGGCAACAGAAUUUCAUGUCAAUUGCGAGCUGAAGCUCAAAAGUGCGCACGCCUAUGGUAGAUGUAAGCAAGGGUGCUUUUAAAUAUAUUUUGUUCUCGCAAGGACAUUAUGUGUACGUGCUAAACUAUAAGACGUGGCAGUUUGCGCGUUAUCAGAACCAACACAAAGAGCCUGUGACCUGUGUGCGUAUGAGUCCUAACGAAGAAAUGGCUGCUACGGGUGAUCAGCAUGGUCGCAUAUAUAUCUGGCGCAACAUCGAUGAUGCCAAGCAUGUGCAAGCCACGGAAUUGCAUUGGCAUAAUACGGCCGUAACUAGCAUUGCCUUCACACCGACGGGCACGAGUUUGUACAGCGCUGGUCAUGAAUCGGUGCUGGUCAAAUGGAAUUUAAAAAAGAAUCAUGUACGCGACUUUUUGCCACGCAUGUCCAGCAUUGUGCGUCACAUAGUCAUAAGCGAUGGCAACGAACAUGUGCUCUGCUCCACAGACGACAAUGCGCUGCAGUUUAUCAGUCCAGAUCAAAUGAGUUUGCAGUCGACGCUACAACACUUUACCUAUGCGCUGCCCGAUAAAACAGGCAAGAGCAUGUUUCCCAUCGGCUUGUGCCUGAAUCCACGCACCAAUACGUUAGUGCUGAAUGGACGCAUUGGACAUCUGCAGUUCUUCUCGGCGUAUCAAAAGAGCUUGCUCUACAAUUUGCGCGUUGUGGAUACAAAUAUCAACUCACAAGAAGCCAAUCGCAUUAUUUACAAUAUCAAUAUCACAUGCGCUGCUUUCAAUAUUGAUUGGAUGGCCACUGGUGAAGUUUACAACGAUCAUCGUAACUUUGUUGAGCUGCGCCUUAAGUUUUGGCAAUACCAAGAGAAGAUGCAAAGUUAUGUUCUAAAUACCAACAUAGAACUGCCACAUGAGCAAGGCUUUCAGGCCAUAGCCUUCUCCAAUCAGUUUAAGGUGAAUAAUUUGCGUUGCGCUAGCGCUGGCAAGGAUAAUGUCAUCAAGCUAUGGACUCUGGGUGACACGGAGAACAUUUACAAACGCGGCGGCACCAUGUGGAGCUGUGUGGCACAAACGCAGUACAAGCAACAAACGCUGGGCAGCAUUUGCUUCUCACAGGAUGGCAGCUUGCUGGCUGCAGGCUAUGGCAGCGCAUUGGUGUUGUAUGAUGCGGGCAGCUUGAGUUUGUUACAUGCUCUGAGCACUGCUGCGGGCUUGAGUGGCGUCAUGGCCAAGGCGCAGCUGCGUCUAGCACAAACGCCUGUGAAUGGCUGCCGCAAGGAGCUGGCGCAGCAGCGACAAGCACUUUGGCAACUGCUGCAGAAGCUGCUCAACAACAACAAUGAUCCGCAGCUGGUGGAGCAGGCCAAGCAACUCAUAGCCAGCGCGCCCAGCGUUCAAGUGAGCAAGACAGAGCAAAAACCAACAGCUCAGGAGUCCAUCUUCAAGCACAUUAUGCAAAUGUCUGAGCUGGACUUGCAUCAGAAGCUGCAGCUGCUGCGUCGCUUUGACAUUGAAUGCCAGGUGCCCAAUGGUUUCCAGCGUCGUCUAUUCAAAUACUUGAAAGUAAGUCUGGCGGAUCCCAUCGAAUGCCACCAGCGUUUGCUUAAGCUCAAUGCGCGCCUGCUGCGUCUGCAGCCGCGUGAACGCUUCAAGGCCAAGCAGCGUUUGUCGCGCGUCUGCGAGCGUCGUCAGAGCUACGAGAAAAUUGUCAAGAAUGAUUUGCUGACGCUGUUUAGCGUGCUGCACAUAGAUGAAACCACCAAGCCAAAAGCUGCCACGCCCAAGUCAACACCACUCAAGCGCAAACGCAACAGCAGCGCCUCAGCUCCAGCUGCGGCCGCAACUCAGCCACUGAUACCAGGAGCGCCGUUCCAGAGCAUGGCGCAAAUAUCACAAGUGCAAUUUGGUGCUGGUGCGCAGGCGCAUCUGGUGGCGGUAUGCACCGAGUCCCGUGUGCUUAUCUGGAAUCUAAUGACGCUACGCCUGCAAGCCGGCCUCAAGCUCUCGGUGCGGCAGCUUGCCUUUGAUCCGCUCACCAAUCUUAUCGCUGCCGUAACGCGCAAUGAUGAAUUGCAUGUUUUUCAACCCAAUGUGCCGUUGCCAGUCUAUCAGCGGAGACAGCUGCCCAAGCUAUUUGGCUUAGUCUGGCUGCCACGACGUCAGCCUAAACAGAGUUCCAUCAAUGUGGACUGGCAGGCGCAGUCGACGCUGCAUAUGCUGACCGAAGACAAAGAGAUUGUCUAUCUGGCCACGCCCGGACAGAGCACAACAGAUGAUGCACCAGCGCCCAUAUCCUUUGCGCAACCGGCUCAGGAACAACUACAGCAAUAUGCAACCUUCGGCAGCUUUGUGGCCAAACAGCAAAUGACCGAAAUGAAGGAUUUGCCCAAGAGCAGUGGUCCACUGAUAGUUGGACGUGGUGUCCACAGCGCAGUGAAUGCGUUGGUCAAUUUGUCCGCCCACACGAUGCCUGCCAUGAGUUUGAUCUGUGGGGAAUUUAUUAAAACGUUGCUAACGCCUGCCGAGACGGAAGCUGCAGAGACGACGCCGCAUAGCAACGGCCAGGUGAAUGGCAAUGGACUGCAUCACGUACAUGAAGAAAGCGACGAGGAGGAGGAGGCGGAGCAGCUGGACAGAGCUGAGGAAACGGCUGUGCUGCAGCUGGCGGAAACAACGGAAAUGCGCAAGAAGCUGCUUGUGGAAAAUGAGCAACUGAAGCAGCAGAACAGCAAGGAAUAUGCACAACAGUCGCUGGAUGCGCGACUGCAGCGCAUGGCGAAGCUCGAGGUGGAGCUGAGCUUUUAAUUAAUAAGAUUAAAAUACACUUAUAUUUUGCAUAUGGCACACAGAUCGACAGACAGAGAGUUUAUGCUAAGUCUAUAGUUGUUGUAAUAAAUUCUUAUGACUAUAUUUUGUAUAAAAGAAAUACUGAAGCUAUACACACAUGUAUAAAAUAAUUA
Drosophila busckii is the source of this 3538-nucleotide messenger RNA. Its product is annotated as WD repeat-containing protein 75. Gene Ontology annotation, cellular component: nucleolus. The transcript has 7 exons. Gene Ontology annotation, biological process: positive regulation of rRNA processing; positive regulation of transcription by RNA polymerase I. Lineage: Eukaryota; Metazoa; Arthropoda; Insecta; Diptera; Drosophilidae. Gene Ontology annotation, molecular function: RNA binding; protein binding. The record is from RefSeq and is a predicted model, not a curated record.